ACUCGAUUUUGGAUCUAAAUUUCUCCCGAAGCACUGUUUGGAUCAGAAAAACCUUCUGGAGUCCAACAUCUCACCUGAAUCAAACCUGAACAGCUCCUCACCGUGGUCUUUCCAGGGACUUAUGAACACAGAGUGAAAGAUCAGUGAUAUAAAUCAGACUCUUCACAAGGUCAAAGAUGAGCUCACCUUCAGAAAUCCUCCUGGGAAUCCUGGAUGAUUUGGGAGAUCAAGACUUUGGAAGGUUCAAGUGGUAUUUGUGGCAAGAUGGAGUCCUUGAAGGGUUCAAACCAAUCCUGAAGAGUAAACUGGAGACAUUGCAGAGGGAGGGCACAGUGGAUGAGAUGUGCCAGACCUACAACACUCAUGCUCUUGAAGUCACUAAAAUGGUUUUAGAGAAAAUGAAGAAAAAGGGUGUAUGGCAGAAACACUCUAAAAAUAUCUCACAGCCUGAAGUUUUAGGGAAAGACGGUCCUCAAGGGUUUGAUUUGUCAGCAACAUCUAAGAGCUGUCAGAAGGAACUCAAGUCCAACCUGAAGAGGAGUUUCGAGUCUAUGUUUGAGGGAGUCGCUGAGGCAGGAAAGCCGACCCUCCUGAACCAGAUCUACACAGAGCUCCACAUCACAGAGGGAGGGGCUGCAGAGGUCAAUCAGGAACAUGAGGUCAGACAGAUUGAAACAGCAUCCAGGACAGCAGACAGAGCAGAAACAAGCAUCAGACCAGGAGACAUCUUUAAAGCCUCACCUGGAAGAUCUCAACCAAUCAGAACAGUGCUGACAAAGGGAGUGGCUGGCAUUGGGAAAACAGUCCUGACUCAGAAGUUCACUCUGGACUGGGCUGAAGACAAAGACAACCAGGACGUCCACUUCAUAUUUCCAUUCACCUUCAAAGAGCUGAAUGUCGAGAAGGAGAAGAAGUUCAGCUUGGUGGGACUUGUUCAUCACUUCUUCAAUGAAACUAAAAAGACAGGUAUUGACAACUUUGAAGAAUUCCAGGUGAUCUUCAUCUUCGAUGGUCUGGAUGAGUGUCGACUCCCUUUGAACUUCCGUCGAGCUGAGAUCCUGACUGAUGCUACAGAGUCCACCUCAGUGGAUGUUCUGCUGAUAAACCUCAUCAGGGGGAAACUGCUUCCCUCUGCUCGCCUCUGGAUCACCACACGACCUGCAGCAGCCAAUCAGAUCCCUGCUGACUGUGUGGACAUGGUGACAGAGGUCCGAGGGUUCACCGACCCCCAGAAGGAGGAGUACUUCAGGAAGAGGUUCAGAGAGGAGGAUCAGGCCAGCAGGAUCAUCUCCCACAUCAAGACCUCCCGAAGCCUCCACAUCAUGUGCCACAUCCCGGUCUUCUGCUGGAUCACUGCUACAGUUCUGGAGGAGGAGCUGAAGAGCAGAGAGGGAGGAGAACUGCCCAAGACCCUGACUCAGAUGUACAUCCGACACCUGGUGGCCCAGGUUGAAAUGAACAAUGUCAAGUAUGAUGAGGAACCUGCCACAGCUGAAACCUUGAGUCCAGAGAGCAGGGAGAUGAUAGAGUCUCUGGGAAAACUGGCCUUUGAUCAGCUGCAGAAAGGAAACCUGAUCUUCUACGAACCCGACCUGACAGAGUGUGGCAUCGAUCUCAGAGCAGCCUCAAUGUACUCAGGAAUGUUCACAAAGAUCUUUAAAAAGGAGAAAGGCCUCCGUAAGUCUUUGUUCUGCUUCAUCCAUCUUAGCUAUCAGGAGUUUCUGGCUGCUCUUCAUGUCCAUCAGACCUUCAUCAACUCUGGAAUCAACCUGCUGGAAGAGAAACAAACAACCAUUCAACAAUCUCCACAACAGCCUCAACUCCACCAUCUCCAUCAGAGAGCAGUGGACGAGGCCUUGAAGAGUCCAAAUGGACACCUGGACUUGUUCCUCCGCUUCCUCCUGGGUCUUUCCCUGGAGACCAAUCAGAGUCUCCUUCAAGGUCUACUGACACAGACAGGAAGUAGCUCACAGUCCAUUCAGGAAACAGUCCAGUACAUCAAGAAGAAGCUGGAUGAGAGUCUGUCUGCAGAGAGAAGCAUCAAUCUGUUCCACUGUCUGAAUGAACUGAAUGAUGGUUCUCUGGUGGAGCAGAUCCAACAGUUCCUGAGAUCAGAGUAUUUAUCUACAGAUGGACUGUCUCCUGCUCAGUGGUCAGCUCUGGUCUUCAUCUUACUGUCAUCAGAAUAUGAUCUGAAGGAGUUUGACCUGAAGAAAUACUCUGCUUCAGAGGAGGCUCUUCUGAAGCUGCUGCCAGUGGUCAAAGCCUCCAGCAAAGCUCUGUACGUACUUUAUGAUCGAAUAUGGACCACAGUAUGGGCUCAGUUUUAUUGUUCUGCCAGCACAUAAAUAAUAUUCUUCCAAAAAAUGAGAUUUUCAUUAGUGAAACAGAAGUUCCUUUGCAAACAUCCUGUUUACAUAUGCAAAGUACAAAACUGCUUUCAAGACUCUGAAUUGCUGUUGUGAAUUCUGUCCUUGUCUUUAUACGUCUAUCUGAUUGGAUGUUAAGAAAUUGAAUAGUUCAAUCAUGAAGUAGAUGGUGUCCUACCCCCUGGAGACUCUUAAAGGAGAGUAGAGUUUCAACAUGAUUAAAAAAGAAAUCAAAUGAGUGUCAUUUUUAAGUGUUGUUCACAGUUAAGUACAAGUACAGUAUGCUCA
Messenger RNA from Salarias fasciatus (jewelled blenny), 2657 nucleotides. Its product is annotated as NLR family CARD domain-containing protein 3-like. NCBI's taxonomy places the organism in Eukaryota, Metazoa, Chordata, Actinopteri, Blenniiformes, Blenniidae. The transcript is spliced from 3 exons. The record is from RefSeq and is a predicted model, not a curated record. Bases 177 to 2348 code for a protein of 723 amino acids.